AUGUCGCUGCGGCGGUUUUUGCUCCUCGCCCUCCCCUUCUUCUCCGUCGUGAUCACGGACGCGGCUGAGCCCGCUGAGGAAGGAGAGCCCGUGGCGACACCACGAGUGAAUCUGUUUGGUCCGGUCCCCCGAAUCUCGUGCAUUCUUGGGGGGCGGGCUCUUGACAUAUGCGACGCACGCGACGACCUGUUUCGCUACGCCGCUCGAAGCAGCUCACAGCCUGAGUGCAAUACGCCGGCGGACGAGUGCCGUCCCGACCACGAGCACGACUGGGUUACCGGACAGAUCUGUUGCGCUUGCACUGCGCUACUUGAAAAGGGGUUGCUGGAGACUGACGCUGGGCUAUACAGCGGGACCAUGAGGUCCUUCAACAACCUCAUCAGCGGACACCAGAAGCCGCCGUGCAUCGUGCGCCCGAAGAGCGUCGGGAAUGUGACCGAGGCUGUUCGGAUCGCCAACGAGUACGGGGUGCCCAUCUCGGUUCUGGGAGGCGGCCACAGCGUCAUGAGCUCCUCCGACGUCGCCAUCCUCAUAAGCAUGAAGGAGCCCGCAAUGCAGAAGAUCGAGUUCGACCCGGCCGCACGCCGCAUCACCGUCGGGCCGGGCGUGAUGAUGGGUAUGAUCAACCAGGUGACCACCGCGGUGGGCCAGCUCUUCCCUGUGGGCGUGUACUAUGGCGUGGGUAUCGGGCUGCUCCUACAGGGCGGCCAGGGCUACCUCGCUCGUCAGUUCGGGCUCACGGUGGAUCACAUCAGGAAAGUGACCCUCGUCACCAGGGAUGGGGCGAUUCAUCACCUGUCGGACUCCUCGCAAGGUUUGGACGCGCGCCUCUGGUGGGGUGUGCGCGGCGGGGCGCCCCACCUCGGCAUCGUGACCAGCGUGACGGUCGAGACGCAGACCCUCCCGAAGAUGGACUCCUUCUUCUCGAUGGACGCCGUGGCCCUCCCCCUCCAGGACACCGUCCUUAUGCAAAAGUUCCUUGACCAAUCGGCGUCUCCCGACGAAAACCCCAACAACCAGAGCCUAAACAUGGUCGUGGGCAGGCACCGAGACAGCACCGACGCCGUGCAAACCUUCUAUGCGUCCGGAAACGGUCUAGUGAAGGUGGACUCCAGCUGCACGGCAGAAUCCAAUGGGGGCCUCGAGGUGCCAACGGAGGGUUGCUGCGCGCAGGAGGCCCGCGCAGCCUUGGAUAAGCUCCUUCAACACUAUCCGCCGGUGCCGCCGCCAUCGCCCUGCAGCCCCACAGAUGGUCGGCUCACGAAGGUCUACAAAACACCCGAUUACCUCGUCAACGCCGCAGACUUCUCGUUCCCACCUUUAAGCUUUACUGCCAACACGAGCAAUGCGAAGAAUUUCUUCAAGGCUCGUGUCGACAAGAUGGUGUUUUGGGGGAACCCGCCCCCGCCCCCUCCCAACGAUUGCAAGCCCCUGUCUACAGACUGCAACUCCUACACGGCUUUCGAAAUCCAGAGCGUCAUCAUCAAGCUGAACCACCACGAGAACAGCAUCAAGAUUGCCCAACACUUCUUCAAUGCUCUUCAGGGCCUCACGGAAGUAUUUCAAGACAACCCCAACGACCCCGGCUUUGGCGUCAUCUCCGCCAGCAUUGCGCUGCAAAACACCGGCGGCAAAGUCGAGGAGCCAAGCGACAGCAGCAUGGCGUACUUUAAUCGCAAGCAAGACUGGGGCUGCUCCAUCACGUGCGCCUACAACCAGAGCGUGGUAGACCCUUCAAAUUCUAAAGGCGCACAACAGGCGUGCGCCCGCUGGGUCGCUGCUCUAGUCAAAAACCUCGACCCAAUCGGCGUGUACAUCGUGGACGCCAAGCCCUGGGCAUGGGCGCCUUGGGACGAUCGCGAAAGCCUUCUGGUUCGCGCGUUCGGAGAUAACCUGCACGACCUUCGCGAGCUCAAGCAGCAUGUCGAUCCGAAUUGCAUGUUUGGGGGCGAUAUGCUCUGCCCGCCAUCGUCUCCGUCGCCCAGCCCGCCGCCGCCUAACCCUAAGCAACCUUAA
Molecule: messenger RNA, 2016 nt
Organism: Emiliania huxleyi CCMP1516
Lineage: Eukaryota; Haptophyta; Isochrysidales; Noelaerhabdaceae
Exons: 4
Coding region: 1-2016 (671 amino acids)
Molecular function (GO): FAD binding
Source: RefSeq, a predicted model, not a curated record